AUUUGUUUCCUCUCUUUCCUCCUCUCUCAAACAAAAAAAAAAAAAUUACAAAUAAUUUCUUACUCUCUCUUACAUUCUUCUUCUUCUUCUUCUUCUUCUUGAAGAUUGACCCAUGAGAAAUGUCUAUGAAUUCUAUUAACCAAACUUACGUAUGCGAAACUGUUGAGCGCCGUGGGGAUGAUGCAUGGCAAUAUCUAUUCCAAUUCUCUGUAAAAUCCCCUUCUUCUCUCUUCUUAUUACAACUCUCUGCAAUUUCCUUAAUUUCUCAACUCAUGGAAUCCCUUUUCAAACCCCUCGGACAAUCUACAGUCGUCUCUCAUAUCUUUGGUGGCAUCAUCUUGGGUCCUUCGUUCUUAGGGCAAAAAGAUGAGAUAGCAAGAACGUUGUUCCCCCAACGAGGGAACCUCACAUUGGAAACUUUUGGAAGUUUUGGCCUCAUGUUCUUCCUCUUUGUCAUGGGAGUGAAGAUCGAUGCAGCAGUGAUGCUACGGCCAGGGCGACAAGCAUUGGUUGUAGGUCUGUCUGUGUUUUUCUUCACCUUAAUACUACCACUCACAUUUGUCUUCAUUUUGAAGCAUUCCAUCCCAACACACGACCACAUCACCGACGCUCUUUAUCUCAUAGCUUUGUGUCAAACCUUGAUCGGCUCUCCUGUUAUCGCUUGUCUACUAACCGAGCUCAAGAUCUUGAAUACUGACAUCGGCCGCCUAGCAAUUUCAUCAUCAAUGUUCUGUGAUGUAUUAGCCAUGUUCACAACAGUCGCCACGUUAUCAUUCACGGAGAACAAGAAAGCCAACAACGGCCAAACUCCAAUAUAUUCACUAAUAUCAUCAUUUGCACUUAUUGCUGGCAUCUUCUACGUCUUCAAGCCUGUACUUCUUUGGAUGCUCAAGCGUUUUCAACAACGAAAGUUGAUCCAGGAAGUCCUUAUUAUCUGGAUAUUCCUUCUUGUAUUGUUCUCUGGGUUUCUGAGUGAAAUCAUAGGGCAACAUUAUUUCUUGGGGCCAUUGGUUCUUGGCUUGGUUGUGCCAGAUGGUCCUCCACUGGGUGCUACCAUUGUAUCCAAAUUGGAAACUUUAGCUUUAAGACUGUUCUAUCCAACUUUUCUGGCUGUUAGUGGAUUGCAAACCAAUAUCUUCAUUAUCAGACUUGGUGAUUCUUGGCCUGUUGUGGUUGUUAUUCUGUUUUCCUGUAUGGUUAAGAUUGGAGCAGUGGUUUUGCCGGCAAAAUACUUCAAUCUACUAAACGCAGAUGCCUUGGUUCUUGGCUUUAUUCUGAAUGCUAGAGGGUUCUUGCAGCUGAUUCUUUUCAAUUUCUGGAAGCAUGGUCAGUUGAUGUCAGAUGAAGAGUUUUCUUUAUCUGUUAUGGCAGUGGUGGUUAUGACAGCCAUUAUAACACCAUUAAUCAGACUUCUUUAUGAUCCAUCAAAACGCUACUUUUCAUCAUCAAGAUGUACAAUUCAACAUCUGAAAGCCGAGUCUGAGCUUCGAGUCUUGGUCUGCAUUCACCAUCAAGACAACAUCCCCACCAUCAUUAACCUCCUUGAAGUGUCUUAUGCUUCAAGAGACAGUCCACUUGUUGCCAUAGCUCUAAUUUUGGUCGAGCUCGUUGGGAGAAGCAAUCCGGUUCUUAUUGCACACCAAGCGGAUUGCACGCUCGAUAGAUCUUCGUCUAAAGCAACCCACAUUAUCAAUGCCUUGAGGCAAUAUGAAGAUCACAACGCAGGCUAUGCUACCGUCGAUGCUUUCACCGCGAUAUCGCCAUACGAACUAAUGCACGACGAUGUUUGUAGACUCGCAUUUGAUAAGAGGGCCACCAUUGCUAUUCUUCCUUUCCACAAGCAGUGGGCGAUCGAUGGCACGAUUGAGAAGGUGAACCGACCCAUCCAGAAUAUGAAUUUACAAAUCCUUGAAAUGGCACCUUGUUCAAUUGGAAUUCUAGUAGAUAGGGGAGUAUUGACCAAGCAAAUAUCUGUCUUGACUGCACGAACUCCAUAUCAUAUUGCAGUGUUGUUCGUUGGUGGCCCUGAUGAUGCGGAGUCAUUAGCGUUAGGAGCCCGUAUGGCCAAGCAUCACAUGGUCGACUUAACCGUCAUUCGGUUCCUUCUGUUUGGAGCUGAAAACAGCAAGAAUAGAAAGCAUGACACUGAGUUGAUCCAUGAAUAUAGACAAGCCAACUUGGGGAAUGAGCAUUUUGUGGUUGUGGAAGAGAUGGUGAGAGAUGGCUCUGGAUUAGCUGCAUCCAUUAGAGGCAUGGAGGAUUGCUUCGACUUAAUAAUCGCGGGACGACGACACGAGGAGAACCCCAUUCUCGACGGCCUUCACCAAUGGAGUGAGUGUCCGGAACUCGGGGUGGUCGGUGAUAUACUUGCAUCUCCGGACUUCAGGAGCUCGUCGACGGUGUUGGUGGUGCAGCAACAACGGUUAAGAGGGAGAUUUUCAGGGAGAAAGAUGAUGAAUAGUGGCCUUGUUCACGAUGCUCCGGCGGGAUCUUGGUCUAUAAUGAUGGAGAGAUGAAAAGGAGGAUAGCUUUACAAAAUCCUUCUUUCUUUCCUAUUAGUUUUUUUUUUUUUUUUUUUGUAAAUUUAUUAGAUAAUUCACUAGGCAUUUAGAAAGGUGGUAAAUAUAGGAAAUUUUGUAUUUAAUUUGUUUAAUAAUCUAAUUAUAAUUAUAAGAUUGUUCGAGGAGAUUUCUAGAGAAAUUUAUUAGAGUUUGUUUUCCAUGAA
This is a messenger RNA of Cucumis melo (muskmelon), 2725 nucleotides long. Its product is annotated as cation/H(+) antiporter 15-like. Gene Ontology annotation, biological process: regulation of pH; proton transmembrane transport. Gene Ontology annotation, cellular component: endomembrane system; membrane. The record is from RefSeq and is a predicted model, not a curated record. The transcript has 3 exons. The coding region runs from base 120 to 2516 and encodes 798 amino acids. NCBI's taxonomy places the organism in Eukaryota, Viridiplantae, Streptophyta, Magnoliopsida, Cucurbitales, Cucurbitaceae. Gene Ontology annotation, molecular function: antiporter activity.